Aspergillus alliaceus is the source of this 732-nucleotide messenger RNA. RefSeq lists its product as uncharacterized. The transcript has 4 exons. NCBI's taxonomy places the organism in Eukaryota, Fungi, Ascomycota, Eurotiomycetes, Eurotiales, Aspergillaceae. The record is from RefSeq and is a predicted model, not a curated record. The coding region runs from base 1 to 732 and encodes 243 amino acids.
AUGGGUGCUAAUGGCCGUGGUAAAACCUAUAUCACCGUGAGCGCGGUGCUUGUCGCGCUAUCCACGGUUGUCGUUGGUUUUCGCAUUCUUGCGCGAUGGAUGAGAUCCACCGUGGGAUUGGAUGACUAUGUCAUCUGUGUGUCGAUUAUCCUCGCGUAUAGCAUGCUGGUAGAGGCUGUUUAUUGGGCCCGAGACGGCGGAUUAGGGAAACACAUGGACGAGCUGAGCGAUUGGGAGAAAACCGUCUUCCAAAAGUGCUUCUUCGCUAACGAGAUCUCAUACACCCUCCUCGUCCCCUCGAUCAAACUCUCUAUCCUCCUCCUCUACCGCCGGAUCUUCACCGUCGACAAAUUCAGAGUCGCGAGCCUCGUCACCGGCGGAUUAGUCCUAGCAUGGUGUCUCGCCGUUUUCGUCACCGUCCUCCUACAAUGCCGUCCAAUCGCCCUGAAUUGGAACAAGUCCUUAGAAGGAACCUGCAUCAACCCGAAACAAUUCUUCUUCGGCAACGCCAUCUCCAAUCUACUCAUCGACGUGGUUAUCCUCGCCUUACCAAUCCCCAUGGUUCUCCAACUCCAGCUACGUCCAACGCAGAAACUGACAAUCCUGGGUAUCUUCCUCCUCGGUGGAUUCGUCUGCAUCGCGAGCAUUAUGCGCGUUGUAACACUCAAAGUAUUCGAAACUGGCGAUACUUCCUGUGCGUCCCUCUCUAUAAACCCUACAUAUCACAUAUAG